AUGCCUGGGGUGUUCGCUGUCGCUUGUUUUUGCAACCAAAACAUGGGGCGUUCAACAUCGGGUCCGAGACGUGAAUGUCGUCUUGAUGGGUCAUUUCAACCUGACCCAUACUUUCCUAUUUGUUCUUUUCUACUGUCACUCAGCGAGUCUGUUCUAUUUUGCCCCCAGUGCUUGAUGGUUGUUUUACCAAGGUUAAGUUGGAUGGAAUCUACUUAUAGAUUUGUUUGGGCUUAUUGGUCUAAUCAGUCAAAGCUUCUUGGUGGGAAAGCCACGACCAGGCAUUUUGAGAAAGAUCCGGGGAGUUCUUGCGAUGGAAUCUGCAUUUCUCAGCAGUUCGAUUUCUUUGAGGAUAAUGGGGCUGCCACAACGGGUCAAUCCCGUCAUGGUUCUUCGGUACUCCUCAAUACUUUAUCCGCGAUGGACGGACAGAUAAGACGCCAGACAGUCAAAGAAAAGACAAUAUUUAUUGUAAGGGAGGAUGCGGAUAUGUAA
Fusarium odoratissimum NRRL 54006 is the source of this 492-nucleotide messenger RNA. RefSeq lists its product as uncharacterized. Lineage: Eukaryota; Fungi; Ascomycota; Sordariomycetes; Hypocreales; Nectriaceae. The transcript has a single exon. Bases 1 to 492 code for a protein of 163 amino acids. The record is from RefSeq and is a predicted model, not a curated record.